ACUGUACAGAGCUCUCCACUUGACCAAAUUCAUUCGGGAAGCUCCUCUAACUUAUCUGUUCCAACCAUAAUUGCAAAUACAGCUCUGAAAUCGUCCGACAACAUUUGUUCCUCGUUCUUAAUCAGAACCAGCUACCCUUCGCGCCCUCACACCGCUUUCUUUUCAGCCAAAGAGGCAGCAAUUAGAGACGCUCUCAAUUUUUGACAAAUUUGCAGCUUCAACACUGUCACCGUCUACGCUAAGCAGGGGGGAUAUAUACCAUUUUUGAAUCAAUUGUCAAUCUUCUCUCCUCAACUUCUCAGCAUGGACUUUGCGCCUUAUCAAGACCAAGCGCCUGAAACGACGCGUACACGCUCUCCGUUACCCAACGGCGCUCGACGCUCUGGCUCGUUCUCUCCCGUGCCUCGACUGGGUCCGAACAAUGCGAAACCUCCUCAGCGGCCCAUAGUCGAUCCUUGGGCUCCUUCUGCACGCCUGCCGUCGCCGACGCAGUUUGCCGAUGAAGACAGCCAGUACACAUACCAGAAUCGCGACGCGGGACGGGGGUCAGACUGGGAGAGAGACUACGAGGCGGAUGUUGGAAUAACGGCCAGCGGAAGCCCGACUGGUUUUGGCGGGGGACCGAGCAGCAGAUCAAAUGUCGAUCUUUUUGAGACGAGCCUCCCGCUGCGCCUAGAUUAUGAAGCAAUGUUGGCGUACCUUUUGUUGCCUCCUGCGGGCGGAGUGUUGUUGUUGCUGGUCGAGCAUAAGAGCGAUUAUGUCCGGUUUCACGCAUGGCAGAGCGCAUUAUUGUUUACAGGGAUUUUUAUCCUCCAUCUUCUUCUCUCCUGGUCCCGGUUUCUCUCUUGGCUUCUUUUUAUCUGCGACUUGGCGCUCAUCGGGUGGUUAACUCUGCGCGCCUAUCGUGAUGCCGACACGCUUGAUCGAUGCGAAGUCCCCUUCUUCGGCCGUCUUGCCAGCUCUUUUCUCGAUGACGAAUAAUGAUAACCGCUCUUUUAUAUCCUUUUCCUGUUCCUUUCCCUUUUUUCUUUCCCUUUUGCCUUUUCAAAAGGCCUUUUCCCUUUCUCGUUCCUUUUUCCCGUUCCCACUCUCCUCUAAUG
Xylona heveae TC161 is the source of this 1100-nucleotide messenger RNA. RefSeq lists its product as hypothetical. Lineage: Eukaryota; Fungi; Ascomycota; Xylonomycetes; Xylonales; Xylonaceae. The record is from RefSeq and is a predicted model, not a curated record. The transcript has 3 exons. Bases 304 to 981 code for a protein of 225 amino acids.